AUGCGAGGAACUACCCUUCUGAAUGGUUGGCUUACCGCCAUGCUAGGCGCUGGCCUGGCUUCGGCUGCCGUCAAGGACCCUGCCAAAGACGCCACUCCUUCUCAUAAGGAGUUUGCUCUAUUUAAGAGCGCGAACAUGGCUGGUGCGGACAAGCUUUCCACUGGCAUCGGGUUCCAUUCUUUCCGGAUUCCCGCAGUUGUGACAACCACUACGGGCCGUAUCCUUGCCUUUGCCGAAGGUCGACGUCACGACAACCGAGACUUUGGUGACAUUAAUCUCGUCUUCAAACGCACCAAGGCGGCCAACAACCACGGUUCCAGCCCAAGUGACUGGGAGGGUCUGCAAGAAGUUGUCGGCAAAGGUGACGGUACCUGGGGUAAUCCGACACCAGUCGUUGACGGCAAGACCAUCUACCUCUUCCUGAGCUGGAACGGCGGCGCUUACAGCCAGAACGGCAAUGACAAGCUCCCCAAUGGAAAAGUCACCAAGAAGAUUGACAAGACUUGGGAGGGAAGACGCCACCUCUAUCUUACACAGAGCACCGACGACGGCAAAACCUGGUCCGAACCUAAGGACAUGACCAAACAACUUACGCCUGAAAACUGGGCUUGGGACGCCGUUGGCCCAGGCAACGGUAUUGUCAUGGCCUCUGGUGAAGUCGUUAUUCCCGCUAUGGGAAGAAACAUUAUUGGACGAGGUGAGCCUGGUAAGCGAACAUGGACUUACCAGAGCCUCAAGGGAGCUGGUGCCGAAGGAACCGUGGCCCAAACCCCCGACGGCAAGCUCUAUCGCAACGACCGUGCCGGCAAAGACGACGAUUACCGAAAGGUUGCUCGAGGAACACUCACCUCCUUCGGCUCCUUUGCUCUUGACAAGGGUCUCCCUGACCCUGCUUGUGAAGCUGCAACUCUUCUGUACAACCGUGCUGACGCCAAGGGUCCUGCACGCGUUGUGUUCCUCAACUCGGCCGAUAAGAACUCUCGACGAGCGAUGCGUGUUAGAAUCAGCUACGACAGCAAUGCCAACAAGUAUAACUACGGCCGCAAGCUUAGUGAUGCUCCGGUUUCUGGAGCUGGACACGAGGGUGGGUAUUCUAGCUUGACAAAGACGGCUGACUUUAAUGUUGGGGCGCUUGUUGAGACGGACUUUUAUCAGACUGGUGGCUCUAAGAAUGAUUAUCGUGCUAUUGUGUGGAGGAAGUUCAACUUGAGCUGGAUUUUGCACGGGCCGAAUAACUAG
Molecule: messenger RNA, 1239 nt
Organism: Pochonia chlamydosporia 170
Lineage: Eukaryota; Fungi; Ascomycota; Sordariomycetes; Hypocreales; Clavicipitaceae
Product: extracellular sialidase/neuraminidase
Exons: 1
Coding region: 1-1239 (412 amino acids)
Biological process (GO): ganglioside catabolic process; oligosaccharide catabolic process
Cellular component (GO): membrane; cytoplasm; intracellular membrane-bounded organelle
Molecular function (GO): exo-alpha-sialidase activity
Source: RefSeq, a predicted model, not a curated record